Messenger RNA from Paramecium pentaurelia, 429 nucleotides. The record is from the annotation of a GenBank genome assembly. Lineage: Eukaryota; Ciliophora; Oligohymenophorea; Peniculida; Parameciidae.
AUGAAGACUAAUUAUUUAAGAAAUUCCUUUGAAUAAUAAUAAUAACCAUUUUAUCAAUAUUCUAAGAGUUAAAUUGUAAAUUAAACUUCAAAAUAAUCAUUUAUCAUUAGCUAAAAUUAUCAGAGUCAAUUGUUAUAAUUAUCAAUACAACCAAAAUAAAAUGAAUAAAGGAAAGCUUCAUAUUAAGAUGAAGAAGAAAAAAAAUAAUAAAUGGCCUAAGCUAUUCAAGAUUAAAUUUAAAAUAAUUAAAACAGAGAUGAUUCAAUUUAAAAGCCUUUUGUGGAUUAAUAUUCAUAACCACUUAAUGAAGAUGUCUAGAAAGACUAAGAUAUCAAAUUAAAUACUUUGAUGACUAAAUUUUUUGAUGUAGAAAUACCCAAUUUAAAUAAUGUUAGUAUAGCUUAUUUACUUGAAGAAUUAAAUAAAUGA